Messenger RNA from Neltuma alba, 1374 nucleotides. Its product is annotated as (-)-germacrene D synthase-like. Gene Ontology annotation, biological process: diterpenoid biosynthetic process. Lineage: Eukaryota; Viridiplantae; Streptophyta; Magnoliopsida; Fabales; Fabaceae. Gene Ontology annotation, molecular function: terpene synthase activity; magnesium ion binding. The transcript has 6 exons. The record is from RefSeq and is a predicted model, not a curated record. Bases 1 to 1374 code for a protein of 457 amino acids.
AUGUCUAUCGUUGCUGCUUCAACGACCCUUGUUCCUUCUUCAUCAGCCCAUUUGCGUCGACAUCUUGCAGAUUAUCAUCCUACUCUUUGGAAGGAUUAUUUCCUUCAAUCUGCUUCCCAAUCUUUGGAAGUUGAUGAAGAAAUGGGGAAACAAGUUGAAACAGUGAAAGAAGAAGCGGGGAAGAUGCUCAUAUCUACAAGGAUGGAGAAGCCCUCAACCAAAAUAUGUUCAACAAAGUUCAAGGAUGAGCAAGGAAGCUUCAGUGAAAAGAUAGCAUCAGAUGUUGAAGGGAUGUUGAGUUUGUACGAAGCUGCGCAUCUCAGUGUUCAUGGAGAGGACAUUUUAGACGAAGCGCUUGCUUUUACUUUCAAUCGUCUUCAUCGCUCCAUCACCACCAUUGAAUCAAACCCUUUUCUCGCAGCAAAACUCCGCCAUAGCUUAAAGCAGUGUCCUUACAGCUGGGGAUUGCCAAGGCUAGAGGCACGAAAGUACAUUUCCAUAUACCACUUGAAUCCCUCCUGUAAUCAAGUUCUUCUGAAGCUGGCGAAAUUAGAUUUCGAUAUGUUCCAAAAACUGCAUCAGAAGGAGUUCGGCAAUCUCUGCAAGUGGUAUAACAAAUUGGAUGUGCAAAGAAAUCUUUCAUAUGCAAGAAACAGGAUCGUCGAACUAUGCUUUUGGAUUCUUACGGUUUAUUUUGAGCCUCAGUACUCUAAAGCUAGAAGCAUAAUGACCAAAGUGAUUGCCCUACUAUCCAUCAUUGAUGAUACAUUCGAUGCGUAUGGAACUAUCGAUGAACUAGAACUCCUCAACGAGGCAAUCCAGAGGUUUAUAUCAGCAGUGGAAGCCUACAUGACAGAAGCAAGAUGGUUAAAUAAGAAGCAUAUUCGGACAACAGAGGAGUACAUGAACGUAUCGACAGUAUCAACUUGUUAUCCAGCUCUUUCCGCUGCUUCUUUCAUCGGCAUGGGAGACAUAGCCUCCGAGGAUGUCUUCAAGUGGGCCCAAACUCACCCUAAAGUCAUUAAAGCUUCUGCACUUAUUUGCAGACUCAUGGAUGACAUUGUCUCUGGUGAGUUUGAGAAGAAAAGAGAGCACAUUGCGUCACUGAUAGAAUGCUACAUGAAGGAUUAUGGAGUGUCAAAGGAGGAAGCCAUUGGUGAACUUGAGAAGAAGAUCGGGAGUGCGUGGGAGGAUAUUAAUGAAGAGUGUCUGAGACCAAAUAUUAGCCAAGGGAUGCCAAAGCCCAUUCUGAUGCGAGUUCUGAACGUGACUCGUUUCAUGAAUGUCAUGUACAAGGAUGUCGAUAACUUCACGCAUUCUGGAGGACUCAUGAAGGAUUCUAUUCAACUUGUGAUCCUUGACCCUGUGCCAUAA